CCCCACCCCCUUUUGAUGUUGUUCCUGUAUUUGGGCAAGAUGGCGCUGUCGUGGUUGAUGGUGUUUGAGCAUAUUCUAUAUGGAGUAUGUUUUAUUUGUGGAAUAAUAACAUCUGCUUCAGUGACCGUCUCUCAGGGAGAGUUUGCGGGCCAGUGCAUUCUUUAUGGCACUGUUAAAUGCAAUAGCUCUGUAGGAGAGUGUACUGCCACAUCAUUCAGUAAUGUCUCCCUCUGCUAUUUCGUGUGUGGAGUCUCUGUGUUUGUGUCACUUUACUGUUUCGCUGUCGUUUUGCACCGGAUCUAUACUAUCUUUAUCGGUGAAACCACAAGGGAGUCUGUAUGGAUGAACUUCUAUUUUGCUUGCUGUGGAAUCUUCGUCUUUUUCUUGCUGAUUUGCAGUUGCAUCCUGCAAGUGGGGUUUGACAAGUUGUGCACCUCCAUUUUAGAGAACAAGGAAAUAAAAAGCUGCAGCGAUGCACAACAAAAGAGUUGGGCCACCCCCUAUAAGGGUAGCCUUUUUUACACGAACAUUUACAGUGCAAAAUCAGCUGAUUGGGUUAACUUUUUCCUCUGGAUAGUGAUACUAGGCCUUCUAAUCGUACAGAAACGAAAGGAGUCAGAAUUCCGGCCUCUGUCGGCAUCAGACCCUGAAUGGAGCACUGCAGAAAAUGAGCCAAUUGUUUCCUCAAAAUCAAGGCAGUCAUGAAAUGUCCAACAAAGCCAGGAAAACUAAGUUACUUGAUCUGAAAUUUCUUAAAGGUGUGUGUCUGUAUAUGUCUGCAUAUGCAGGCUUGUAUUGAUGUGUGCAUGCCUUGUCUGAGGCAAGACUCAAUGAGGUGGAUGUGGAUAGUAAGAGAAAAGAACUUCACUAUAUUAUUAAAACGAUUUUGUAUAUAUAUGUAUAUGUUUGGGUGGGUGUGUGUGUUUGUAAAUUUGUUUAAUACACACAGAAUUAAAAUGUUUGGUUUGUACACCAUUCAUUGUGAAGUUGAACACUGCAUUGAUACUAAAGUUUACUUGUUGUGGUCAUAUGAUUUUUUUGGUAUCAUUUUGUUUGCAAGAUCCAUGCAAUAUAUUUGAGGGCACAAAGUUCAACUCUGUAUAAAGUCAUAUUUUUGCCUUGUCACUGACCACACUAAGCUCUUUAUUGGUGAACUUGUUUUGUGAAGCAAGCAUUUUGCUUUUCAGCCAUUUCAAAGUUAACAGACUUCCCCAAUCAGGAGUGGCAUUCUUAUGUCAAGCAUCCUUUGUUCUGUAUAAUUAUAUAUAUUUUAGUAGUAAUUAUAUAUGGCUGUGUUUUGCAAAGGGCCAUUAAUUGAAUUAUAGGAUUGCUAAAACAGUUUCUUCCUUUAACAUACAUCAUUAAAGCCUUAGGUUUGUUUCUUAUGCACUUAUGAAACGUUUCUGUAUAAUGAACACGAUAACCAUUUUAAAGUGUAUUUUUAUGUUAUUUAAAGACUUGACUACUUGAUUUAUAGUAGCUAGCAAGGGAGAAUCCCAGCUAGAACAUUGGGAAAUUAGUUGUUACUAGACUUUCUUGAGAGGUUUAGUGUCAAGAGGUUGUUUUUUUCAUUACACAUUAUCUCAUCCUAUUUUUGAAAAAUGGCUGUGGUCAUUGCAGCUGCAUUGUCACUUCCUUUCCGUAUGGAGAUCAGGUGCCUGAAUAAAAGUAUUUUUCUUCUGGCCUUUAGUGUAGGAGGUUACUCUCAACA
Molecule: messenger RNA, 1711 nt
Organism: Protopterus annectens (West African lungfish)
Lineage: Eukaryota; Metazoa; Chordata; Ceratodontiformes; Protopteridae
Gene: TMEM179B
Product: transmembrane protein 179B
Exons: 5
Coding region: 16-705 (229 amino acids)
Source: RefSeq, a predicted model, not a curated record